Messenger RNA from Melitaea cinxia (Glanville fritillary), 1066 nucleotides. RefSeq names its product G1/S-specific cyclin-D2-like (gene cycD). Bases 173 to 1066 code for a protein of 297 amino acids. Gene Ontology annotation, molecular function: cyclin-dependent protein serine/threonine kinase regulator activity. Gene Ontology annotation, biological process: positive regulation of G1/S transition of mitotic cell cycle; mitotic cell cycle phase transition; regulation of cyclin-dependent protein serine/threonine kinase activity. Gene Ontology annotation, cellular component: cytoplasm; cyclin-dependent protein kinase holoenzyme complex; nucleus. NCBI's taxonomy places the organism in Eukaryota, Metazoa, Arthropoda, Insecta, Lepidoptera, Nymphalidae. The transcript has 4 exons. The record is from RefSeq and is a predicted model, not a curated record.
UUUUUGGCCGCCUGCCGACCGGCUGUGUGAGCGGCGACAGCGUUUGUGUAUAUACUCGUUAUAAACAUAAACACUGUACGAACUUACUAAAGUUUAAACCACGAAUAAAGUACCUUUGGGACUAGGUACUUUAUAUUACUGCGGUGUCGUCGAGUGAUUAUUUGUGAUUAUAAUGGAUUUGUCUUGUGGAGAAAACCUACAAAAUUCUGGAAAUAACAGCAACACCAGUGGAAGGACAAUGGAUAUGUGUGUUGCAGGACCUGAUCGUGCAUUGGAUCGUGAUCCCAGACUGUUGCUGAACCUUUUGACUCUGGAAAGAGUUCAUGCAAUACAUACAGAUUAUUUUCAACAUGUUCAAAUUGAUAUACAACCUUUUAUGCGAAAAGUUGUUACUACUUGGAUGCUAGAGGUUUGCGAGGAGCAGCAAUGCGAGGAGCAGGUGUUUCCGCUGGCCGUGAGCUACAUGGAUAGGUUCCUGGCACAGCGAGCCAUCUCGAGACAGCAGCUUCAACUGUUGGCUGUGACUGCCCUCCUCCUGGCCUCAAAGUUCCGCCAGUGUCAUCCACUUUCGGUCGAACUACUCUGCGCCUACACCGAUAAUUCUGUUUUUCCUCACGAAGUCCGGCAAUGGGAAGUAAUGCUGCUGCAACGAAUAAAUUGGCAACUUUCAAUAGCCACCGCCUUUGACUUCGUAGAACCUCUUCUAGCGAGAGUGCCGUGGGGCCGUUCGAAUCCUCUCGUACGAACACACGCGCUGACGCUUACCUCGGUCUGUUAUACAGAAACCGAGUUCCUGCUAGUGCCGCCAUCUCUGAUCGCGGUUGCGUGUAUAACGGCGGCAGCGCGAGGGUUACGCGUGCGCAUGACUAUCAACGAGUUGUGUACUCUAACACGUACGCCUGCCGCCGCCGCAGAGUUAGUCGCGCGCCACGUAGAAAGAGUGUUAGCGCGGGAAACUCAGCCUCAAGAGCCGAGGACAAGGCACGUACAGCACUUCAAGCAGACUCCCUCCGACCAGACCAAGCUCCCCAACACGCCCACCGACGUCCAGGACGUUCAUUUCUGA